Ochotona princeps (American pika) is the source of this 1169-nucleotide messenger RNA. RefSeq names its product neurturin. Gene Ontology annotation, molecular function: growth factor activity; glial cell-derived neurotrophic factor receptor binding; receptor tyrosine kinase binding. NCBI's taxonomy places the organism in Eukaryota, Metazoa, Chordata, Mammalia, Lagomorpha, Ochotonidae. Bases 401 to 961 code for a protein of 186 amino acids. The transcript has 3 exons. The record is from RefSeq and is a predicted model, not a curated record.
GCGCGCCGUGGAGAGCCGCUCCGAUCUCCCCGGCCCCGCGCGCCGCCGUCCCGGGGAGCCCCGCGCCGUCCGCCCGCCCAGGCCGCCCGCGUGCCGUCCGUGCGCCCCUGCGUCCCCGGAGCCGCCGGCCGUCCAGGGCACCCCGAGCCCCAGCCCCAGCCCCCCCAACGCCGGGCCCGGGAUGGCCGCAGCCCGCGGCUGAGCGAACCCGGGCGGAGGGGGGGUGCCCCCAUGGGCCGGCCCGGGCCGCGCACCCCCCGCGGCCGCCUCCUCCGGCCGGGGCUCCCCUCGGGCGCCGCGGGCCCUGGCGGCCCGGAUGGCGGUCGCGGCGGCAGGGGCAGGGGCUGGGGCCGGCGCGGCCGCCACUAACGGGUAGCCCCGCGCCCGGAGCAGGCCCAGCAUGCAGCGCUGGAAGGCGGCAGCCGUGGCCUGGGUGUUCUGCAGCUCAAUGCUAACGAUCUGGAUGUGCCGGGACGGCCUCACGCCUGCGCUGGCCCCGCUGCGCCGCCCGCCUCGCAACCUGGACGCCCGGAUUGCCCGCCUGGCUCAGUACCGGGCCUUGCUGCAGGGCGCGCCGGACGCCGUGGAGCUGACCCCCUGGGCGGGCCGAGCUCCGGGUCCUCGCCGUCGGACAGGGCCUCGGCGGCGGCGCGCACGUGCGCGUACCCGGCCGUGCGGCCUGCGCGAACUCGAGGUGCGCGUGAGCGAGCUGGGCCUGGGCUAUACGUCGGACGAGACGGUGCUGUUCCGCUACUGCGCAGGCGCCUGCGAGGCCGCCACGCGCGUCUACGACCUGGGCCUGCGGCGCCUGCGCCAACGGCGGCGCGUGCGGCGCGAGCGGGUGCGCGCGCAGCCCUGCUGCCGCCCGACGGCCUACGAGGACGAAGUGUCCUUCCUGGACGUGCACAGCCGCUACCACACGGUGCGCGAGCUGUCGGCGCGCGAGUGCGCCUGCGUGUGACCCUACCUCACGUGGCGGGGGGGGCCCCCCGACGGCGACGGCGGCGGCGGCGGCGGCGGCACCAGCUUCCGCCCCGACCCUUCGACGACGGACUGCGCGUGCGUGGCCUCCUCCGACUCCUCCUCCCUCUUCUUCUUACCCACCCACAGCCCUGGGCGGAACUCUCGCGUGAACUGCCUUGAGAGAAAUAAAAGCGCGGGAAGGCGGG